AUGGAUGCGAACAGGAGUUUUGUAGAGCAGCUGCGGCGGCGGCACGAAGAGGAGGAAGAGGAGGAGGAGGAGGAGGAGGAGGAGCAACAAGAAGAAGCACACAGUGACAGGGACGACGGCUUUCUCGACGACUUCGUGAGGGAACUCGACGGCGCAUCCUCAGAAGACGAGCAGGCGGAGGAGCCGGCGGAGAUGCAGCCGCCCAUGAGCGGAGGCGACGGCGAUGAGCAAGUGGCCAGGGCACUGCAGGAGGCGGAAUGGCGUCGGAAUCCUCCGCUACCGGGGAUGCAAGUCCCUAGCGACGGGGACGAUGGUAGGCGCGUUAGCAGCAUAAUCUGUAGCGGUUCCGGUAGCGGCAGCAUUUUUGACACCGGGGGUUGCAGCGGGGGCGGUGCCAGCGGCGGCGGCAGCAGCAGCAGCGGGGGCGGUGCCGCUGCUUCUGCGACAGGAGUUGGUGCACUCGCGGCUGGUGCUGGUGCUGGUGGCGCUUCCAGGCCUCCCAACUGCGGUGUGGUCUGUCAUAGCCCCUACACUGAUGACGAUGAUGAUGAAGCCGCAAUCCAGGGGGAUGGAGCCAACGGUGGAACACCGCCGCAGAUUGCCAAGAAAGAGAUAAGGGGCAGUAAAAGAAGAGGCAUGGGGCUCGGAACGAUGGCGGGGCCAGGACGGCCGAGGGGAAAGGGGAGCGUACGGGGGGCGACGCAAGGCGCAUGGCCCCCCGGAGGCCUUGGCGAAGGGGAGGGCCUUCGAAUCAACGAUUUCCCGGACGAAAUCGUCGAAAAAGUCGCUGGGUUUGCAUCUCUUCCUCGCUGUGUGUCGAAGCGGAUAGAGGAGUAUCGGGUCAAGGUUGUCCGGGAACGUGUGUUUACGGCUUUGGAAACGUCGGCAACGCUCCCGGCUUCGAAGGCAAAGGAAGUGGAGGAUGCCAUUUUUGCUCUUUGCGGGGGCUCCGUGACUAAGGCGUACAAAGCAAAGGCCCGGGAGAUGUCGUUCAACCUGAGGGUGGGAAAGAACGACCCCCUAAGGGAGCGACUCCUGUCUGGAUCCCUUCUGCCGAGCGACCUGGUGCGGAUGAGCUCCAACGACUUGGCCCCUCUCUCCGUUCGACGAGAGCGGGAGAGGUUUGCCCGCAAGCGUAUCCGAGAGGUCACAUCGAGCCGAGACAGCCCCUUCCACACGGUGACCGAUCGCUUCGCCUGUGUCGAGUGUGGGCACGAGAAAACGCAGUAUCGCACUUGGAGGAGAAAGGCGGUGGUCGACAGAGUCCGCGUCAUCGUCCAGUGCCUCCAGUGCCGACAUUCGUGGGAGCUCUGA
Molecule: messenger RNA, 1314 nt
Organism: Ectocarpus siliculosus
Lineage: Eukaryota; Phaeophyceae; Ectocarpales; Ectocarpaceae
Source: the annotation of a GenBank genome assembly